This is a messenger RNA of Acomys russatus (golden spiny mouse), 1833 nucleotides long. It is a transcript of the gene Vsx1, whose product is annotated as visual system homeobox 1. Gene Ontology annotation, molecular function: DNA-binding transcription factor activity, RNA polymerase II-specific; transcription cis-regulatory region binding. The record is from RefSeq and is a predicted model, not a curated record. The transcript has 5 exons. Gene Ontology annotation, cellular component: nucleus. Gene Ontology annotation, biological process: regulation of DNA-templated transcription. The coding region runs from base 256 to 1383 and encodes 375 amino acids. Lineage: Eukaryota; Metazoa; Chordata; Mammalia; Rodentia; Muridae.
AGAUAGAAAAGAGGUGACUAGGAGGUCCGCGGCUGGGAGGCCAGCAAACGACUCAGGGGAGGGGAGCUGGUGGCGUCUGAGGCUCACUGGUGGGAGCCUGGAUGCGUCUGCUCCCUGCUGAUUGGCAUCUUCUAGGCCGGCUAGGUCUCACUGACAGCCUCUCCAGCAUAAAAGGGGUCUCCUAAACUAGCCUACUCUGCACAGGUGACCAGGAAGGACUCAACUCCCCUCUUCUGGUCUGAAGGGCUAAGAAGCAUGACUGGACGGGACGCGCUUUCAGAUGGACGCUCCAGGAGUAGAGCCUUGGCGCCAGGCUGUCCUCCCACCGGCUCUCGCCCUCGAAGCUUCGCCAUCAACGACCUGCUGGGACUGGAGGCUGACCUGCCGACUCCGGCGGGGCCGGGGCUAGGAUCCAGCUGUGAAGCUUCAGCAGAGGCCGCGGAGCCCCGGCCGGCACUCUGCGGCUCUUGCUCCCCACGCGGGGCUUUCCCGCUGGGGCUGGGUCUCCUCUGCGGCUUCGGGGCGCAGCCCCCGUCUGCGGCUGCUGCUCGGGCGCGCUGCUUGCUCCUCGCCGAUCUGCGGCUUCUGCCGCCCGCGGGACCAGAGCUUGCGGCCGCCCAGACCCGCGCCCGCCCGCCGCCUGUGCUCGCCGGCCAGCAGCGCAGCGAGAGUGUCUCCACGUCGGAGAGUCGUCUUCUUACGCCAACAGAUGGAGACAGUCCAUCUGAAGAAAAGAGUGACCUGAAGGUGUCCCCUACCCUGGGCAAGAGGAAGAAGCGGAGGCACAGGACGGUUUUCACUGCUCAUCAGCUAGAGGAGCUGGAGAAGGCAUUUGGCGAGGCUCACUACCCUGACGUGUACGCGCGGGAAAUGCUGGCCGUGAAAACAGAGCUCCCUGAAGACCGAAUACAGGUCUGGUUCCAGAACCGGAGGGCCAAAUGGCGUAAGCGAGAGAAACGCUGGGGCGGCAGCAGCGUGAUGGCAGAGUACGGACUCUAUGGGGCCAUGGUGCGUCACUGCAUCCCACUGCCUGACUCUGUGCUCAACUCUGCGGACAGCUUACAGGGCUCCUGCGCACCCUGGCUUCUGGGGAUGCAUAAAAAAUCUACAGAGACGAGAAAGACAGAAAGCGAAGACAAGCUGGCAAGACUCUGGGUCUUUGACCAUCUCAAGGAAGGUGCUAAUGAGGGUCAGGAUGGGCCUGAGAGAGGUCUGGAGGAACCGAGCCUGAGCCCUGAGGAUAGCUUGGAAGGAGUGGCCAUUGACCUGUCCAGCUCUUCCAGGCAGGAGACAAAGAAAAUGCCCCCGGGGUCCAGUGCUCAGAGAUGUCCUCAUAUCCCAGGGCUGCGUGUGCUCCAGCCCCCAAAGGAGGGAGCCUCCUGAGACUGACGGAUUGCUCCCAGAAAGUCAGAAGUGAGCAUAUCUCUCACGUGCAUUUUUCCAGGAGACACAAAUGGUCCAAGACAAACACCUUGGGUUACAUUUUCUUCCGGAAACAUCUGGAUCAGAGGCAGCACUACGCUGUCGCGUGAAUGACGAUGUAGGGAAGGUCCAUUUGAUUCCAGAGUGGGGAACGUUCUGGAACCUCUCGAACCAGUCGGCUUGGUCUAAACACCCGUUUCUUCUUUGUAGACUUUGAACAGGGAGGAGUUGAAGUUCAAAGGUAAUUUUAGGGACACGGUAUCAUGUAGCUCAGUUGACAGUACACAUGAAGGCCUGGAUUCAAUCCCUGGCACCACAUAGACCAGACAUGGUGGCACACUCCCAUAAUCUAAUACUCAGCAGGUGGAGACGAGAUCAGAGAUGUUCAAGACCAUCCCAGUUUGAGGUGGA